AUGUUUAAAGCUAUUGUUACAGAUAUUGAAGGAACAACAACAAGUAUUUCUUUUGUUAAAGAUGUAUUAUUUCCUUAUGCUUCAAACAACGUCAAUAACUUUUUGCAACGUUUUUGUAAUGAUGAAGGUGAAAUUGAUAGUGAAAUAAUAAAAAAUGUAAAGAAUGUUGAUGAUUUGUGUAAAAAUAUUAAAAGAUGGAUUCAUUUAGAUAAAAAAUUAACUCCAUUAAAAGAACUACAAGGUUUAAUGUGGGAAGAAGCUUAUAAAAAUGGUUCAAUAAAAGGUCAUAUUUAUGAUGAUGUUCUUCCUGUUUUAGAAAAAUUAAAAAAGAAAGGAAUUAAACUUUAUGUUUAUAGUAGUGGAUCAAUUAAGGCUCAAAAAUUAAUUUAUGGAUAUUCUGAGAAGGGAGAUUUAACAAAAUUAUUUGACAAUUACUUUGAUACAAAUAUUGGUCAUAAAAUAGAUUCUUUAUCAUAUAAAAAAAUUGCGGAAAUAAUUUCAUUACAUCCUUCAGAUAUUUUAUUUCUAACAGAUGUUGAUAAAGAAGCUUUUGCUGCAUCUGAUGCUGGUUUUCAAGUAAAAAUUCUUCAACGCCCCGGAAAUGCUUCAUUGUCACAAGAAGCUAUUGAUAAAUUUGAAAUAAUUAAUUCUUUUGAUAAAAUUAAUUUUUAA
Strongyloides ratti is the source of this 672-nucleotide messenger RNA. Its product is annotated as Enolase-phosphatase E1. The record is from RefSeq and is a predicted model, not a curated record. The transcript has 3 exons. The coding region runs from base 1 to 672 and encodes 223 amino acids. Gene Ontology annotation, molecular function: acireductone synthase activity; magnesium ion binding. Lineage: Eukaryota; Metazoa; Nematoda; Chromadorea; Rhabditida; Strongyloididae.